AAAUUGAAGCAAUAUGGCGGACUGACACAACAAUUUUUAAUGCGCGAUAUAUAGAUUGUUUUAAUUGCCAAGGCACAUUUAUUCAGAUGACAGAUUGUAUUAAGCGUCCAGCAUCAGAGAAACUCGCUGGCAUAUAUCUUGUCUGGCACGAGUGUUGAUCAGUGAUAACUUUAGUUCCGUCAAGUUUAGACUGCUUGGCCUUGGUUGUGGUGGCGGCCCGCGACACCGAAAUUUAUGCCUGUACAGGCUACGAAUAUGAUCCCAAUCGUCCGAUCGCGUUAAUUGACCUCCGUGGCGAUUCUAGUGCCGAUCGCUGCUUUUAAUUUCGCAACGGAAGAUGUCUACACCGAAUAAAGUGCGAGGUCCAGGGCGCCCGCCAAAAUCGAAGAAUACUGCUUGUACGUGGUGUGGAGAGACAAAACAACCGUUGAAGUAUGUUCUUCCCACACAGAACGGCAAGAAAGAAUUCUGCUCAGAGACGUGUCUAUCUGAAUCUCGCAAAACUUACGUACGAGGUGCUUGUAUACAAUGUGAAAAUGUUAUCAGGGGUACACCUUAUAGGUUGGAACAAAAGGAUGGUCCAACAAAGGAUUUCUGUUCUUCAUUCUGUCUGAAUGCAUAUCAGAAAAAAGAGACGCAAUCAGACACAAAAAAAAAUAACAGGGAUCCGUCGUCACCGUCUCCUGCCCCGUCUCCUGCUCCAUCUGGAUUACCAAGCAAUAAUAAUGUCCCAUCUACAACACAAUCUUAUAUAAAUACAAAUAACCAUACAACUGUAUCUCAUUCACCAUCAACAUCUACUGGACCAUUUCAAUAUGAAACUUAUCAAACUUUUGACUGGGAUCUUUAUUUAAAGGAAACAAAUAGUACAGCAGCGCCAGUCGAAUGCUUUAAACAGCAUGAAAAUCCACCAAUAAAUGAAUUUAAAAUCAAUAUGAAAUUAGAAGCACUAGAUCCAAGAAACUUGACGUCAACUUGUAUUGCUACAGUAGUAGGUGUUCUUGGACCACGAUUGAGAUUAAGAUUAGACGGCUCUGAUAACAAAAAUGAUUUUUGGCGGUUGGUUGAUAGUAAUGAGAUACAUCCUAUAGGCCAUUGUGAGAAAUCCGGUGGGAUGCUUCAGCCGCCAUUAGGUUUCCGAAUGAAUGCAUCCAGUUGGCCAAUGUUCCUUCUAAAAACUUUAAAUGGUGCCGAAAUGGCACCAGCAAAAGUAUUCAAGCGCGAACCAAAGACGCCACGCUCUAAUUUAUUUGAAGUCGGGCAUAAGUUAGAAGCAAUUGAUAAGAAGAAUCCUCAACUUAUAUGCACUGCAACCGUUGGCGCAGUUAAGGAUGAUAUGAUACAUAUUACAUUUGAUGGCUGGCGAGGUGCUUUCGACUAUUGGUGUCGUUAUGACUCUCGAGAUAUUUUCCCUGCUGGAUGGUGCUUUAAAAGUGGACAUCCAUUGCAGCCACCAAGACAAAAAUCGACUGGUCCUAACAAGUUUAAAUCUAGAGCUACUAGUAAUGUUCUAUUAGUAAUGGCAGUCUCAGGAAGCAAUACUAGCAGAGAACCAGCAGUUGCAUUAGUGAGUCCUGCGGGCUCUAAUGCACCACCACAGCCAGCUACAGAACCUGAUACUAGCACAGCUAAUACAAAGCCGCAUACGCUUGAAAAUGUUACACUUUAUGUCAAUCACAAAUGUUACUGUGGGCCAUAUUUUGAUCUUCGAAAAGUGAAAGCUAUGCCAGCACAGUUUGGUAUGGGUCCUAUGAUAAAUGUUGCAAGAGAUAUCUUUCAAGCAUUUCUAAUGGCUGCCAUGAAUCCUAGACAAAUGUUAAGUUUAUUGAGAAAUGGCGAAGGAGAAACUAUAAAUCUAAGUAUGGGUACUCUGAAAAAACCUGCUGCCGUUAGAUUACCCGUUUUUCUAGAAGAGGAAGACUUUUAUACAUAUAUUAAACAACAACUCGAAGACCUCCGUGCAUGUGAAUACAUGUUAACUAGAAGAAAAGAACCUUGCAACAAAUGUCCUAAUACACCAACUCUGCAGCAAGCACAAUCCACUAAUAAUGAAGAAACGAAUAAUGCAAGUAUUGGAGAUAAACGAAGAUGGUCAUCGGAAAAUCAACAAAAUUUAACAUCUACCCAACAACAACAAGUACAGCAGACUACUGUGCAAAGUACAAAUAAUUCUGUAACAGAAUCUUCUGUUACACCUUCAAAGCAACCUCGCAAGUCUGUCCCUGAAUUAGAAGCAGCGACAUCUACUACUCAAUCUGAAACUUCUGCAAAUCGGGUCCCUUCCACCGAGCCUGGAGAAUGGACCAUUGAAGAUGUGAUACAUUAUAUUGCCAUUACAGAUCCAGCAUUAGGACGAUAUGCGGACUUGUUUAGGAAACAUGAAAUUGACGGCAAGGCUCUACUUCUUCUCAAUAGUGACAUGAUGAUGAAGUAUAUGGGAUUAAAACUCGGGCCAGCACUUAAAAUUUGCAAUUUAGUAAAUCGUAUUAAAGGUAGAAGACAUUUCCUUAUGUGAUUUUCCCAGAUAUAGAUAACAUAACUUGUAUAGUAAUUUGACCAUAUGCAUUUUGUGCAUUUUGACCGAUGGAAGAAAAAUUCAAAUUUCUGUUUUCAAUGAACAUUCAAAACAAAUUAAUAUAUAUAUAGGUUGUUAUAAACUAAUGUGAAUACCUAUUUACAAUUGAUUCUAUUCUCUGAAUUAUAUUCAUAUAUUCAUAAUUUUAAAGGAGUGUAUAAAAUUGGGAAAAUUCAAUCACUCAAUGACAAAUCAAUCGUCAUGAACUUGACAAAUAGUAUGAAGUAAAAUAUAAAGAAAUUUAGCCAAAAUUGGAUGGUUAAAUGAGUAGAUCUUGAUCAAAAACCAGAAAAUCAUUUGGGCCACUCACAAACAACGUUCUUUUACCAAAGUGAGAUUGUAUGAAUGACAAAUGGGCAUUGCCACAUGGUCCACCGGACUUAUUUUUUGAUUUUUGAUCAGAAUUUCACUCAUUUAGCCAUUCGAUUUUGAUUAGGUUUCUUCAUAUUUUAUCUCAUAUUAUGUCUGUCAAAUUUCCUGAUGAUUAUUUUGUACUACAAAAUUUCCUGAUGAUUGUUUUGUACUACAAAAUUUUCUCAAUUUUGCAUAUUUCUUAGAUAAAGUAAAAUCAAAGUUAAGCUCUUUGAAUUUAUCAAGACAUUGUUUUAUUGUAGAAAAGUAUAAAUUUGCAUUAAUUAGUUGUAAACGCAAUUAUUUUUGUUAAUAAAUUUACCAUUGCCCUAUAAGUAUUACAUUAGCCUAACUCAAUAUAUUAAAUAAGGAGUAAUAAGUAUAUUAAAUCUAAUAUAGUUCUUAUAUAUAUGCUCACAAAAAAUAAUGACAUUUCAUAUCUGUACAUAUGUAAUGGUAUACUUUAUUUUGCGGUAUCAAAAUCAUGAAAUACAUAUAUUGUAAACGAGAUAUUUGUUUUGUGAUAUUUUCGAAUAAUUAUUCAUGAUAUCACAUAGAUUAAAAUAUCUUUUUGUAAUAUUUCUAUGGAAUAUACUAUUUUCGUUAAUCUGAUAACAUUACUAUAAAUAUAUUUUUUUGUAUAUGAUGUUCUAACAACUUAAUAAUUUGAAAAGUUCAUAGAAUUAGAUUAAUCCUUUCCAUAAAAUAUAAUUAUAAAUUAUAGACAUUUUUGUUAUAAACGAAUUUAAUGUUAUUUAGAUAUAAUUGUAUGAUCUACAUUCAAAAAAGUUGAUAAUUACAAUAUGUUUUAUAUUAAAUGCUUUUGUAAUAUA
Messenger RNA from Pogonomyrmex barbatus (red harvester ant), 3759 nucleotides. RefSeq names its product Polycomb protein Scm (gene Scm). Gene Ontology annotation, biological process: negative regulation of DNA-templated transcription. Gene Ontology annotation, molecular function: chromatin binding; zinc ion binding; histone binding. Lineage: Eukaryota; Metazoa; Arthropoda; Insecta; Hymenoptera; Formicidae. The record is from RefSeq and is a predicted model, not a curated record. Gene Ontology annotation, cellular component: nucleus.